Molecule: messenger RNA, 3807 nt
Organism: Vollenhovia emeryi
Lineage: Eukaryota; Metazoa; Arthropoda; Insecta; Hymenoptera; Formicidae
Gene: Reps
Product: ralBP1-associated Eps domain-containing protein 1
Exons: 5
Coding region: 134-2053 (639 amino acids)
Biological process (GO): endocytosis; endosomal transport
Cellular component (GO): plasma membrane; cytoplasm
Molecular function (GO): calcium ion binding; protein binding
Source: RefSeq, a predicted model, not a curated record
GCGAGCGUUGCGCCAGGAGGAAGCCGCGGCCCGCUCCGGGAGCGAGACGCGGAGCGGUGACGAGUCGCGAAGCGAGGCCCGCGGGGGACGUGCGUCGCUCUCUCGUGGCCGCGGCCGCCAGACCGAGAUCAAGAUGGACUGGGAGCUGCUGACGAUGGCGAGUCUGCAUCUGACCGCGACCGAGCACCGCUACUACGGCGACAUAUUCAUCUACUGCUGCGAGAACGCGGACGGCGACAGCGUGUCCGUGAUGAGAGCCGCCGAGCUGCUGCGCUCGGCCAACCUGCCGCGGGACGUCACGAUGAAGAUAUUGGACAUCUGCAUGGGAACCAAGGGCAACACGCAUCUGGGGAAGAAGCAGUUUUACGCGGUGCUGAAACUCAUCGCGGUCCACCAGGCUGGCUUGGAGAUCUCCCGGGACAUGAUAACCGCGUCUCUGGACGUUAUCACCUUGCCGAGAUUCACGUGGCCAACGUCCGGCGAUGAAGAUGGCAGGAGGAGCCCGGACAUAACUAGAGGGGCGAAGGGUAGACAUCACGCACCCGAGAGCACCACCGAGAGCGAAAGCGAGGCGGAAUCUCCGCGGGAGGCCGGCGGCAGCACGGACUCUCCCACGCCGACCAACAGCGUGACCCAAGAGAGAAACGACGGUAUGCUGGGCGGUGAGACGAUCCUGGACUCGGUUUCCGGCGGUUGGCAGGGCUUGUUGGUUUCCGAGGAGCAGAGACAGCUGUUGGGCACCGAGGAGGAGAGCUCGGAGCGUCACAGUAGCGACGAGGGUGAAGGGGAGGGUGACGGGUCCGGUUUCCCGCCGGAGGAAGUGUGGAUUAUCAGCGACGAGCAGCGUGAUUAUUACGCCGCGCAAUUCGCGCAGCUGCAGCCCGACCCGGAGGGCCUCCUGGCCGGGCCCGUGGCCAGGACGUUUUUCGAAAAGUCACGGCUGCCCGUCUCCGAGUUACGGCGCAUCUGGCAGCUCGCGGACGUGACGAGAGACGGGGCGCUCAGUUUGCAGGAGUUCUACGUGGCUAUGCAUCUCGUCGUGCUGAGGAGGAACCACGUGCCUCUGCCCGACGUUUUACCUCCGUCCCUGUCGAUCCCGCUGGUCAUGCAGGCAACAGCGACUACUGCCGCGUCGCAAAUCCCGUCGGCGACAACUGCUCAAAAGUCACCGCCGAACUCGGCGAACGUCCGCGAGAAGAACAGGGAGUGGACCAAGUUCGUGGACUCGCCGACCGGAGCGAGCAGCUCCUCGGUCACCAGCCCGGGGCUGCAGCUGGUGAAUUUCGAUUUCCAAAAGUCAGCCGUCGAACGCGACCCGAAGAUCCUGCAUCCGGUGCCGCUGCGUUUAACGCCCGAGGCGGCGAUCCUUGCCUCGGGCGCCAACGGCAGCAGCAGCAGCUGCACAACCCUGGGGGACGACGAUCUGCAACAUUCCGCGGCGUCGUUAGUGCAACGACCACUCGCGAAGAAACCCCCCGCGGCUCCCGAGGACGCCGUUAUCGUGACUCCUAAGAAGGAGCCGCCGCCUCCACCGCCGCCCAGACCGUACAGAACACACGCGCGCAGUUCUAGUCUCGAUCUUAAUAAAUUAGGAAAAAAUGGUCAAAGUUUUCUCGGGGCACCGCCGCUUGUACCACCUAGAAUCUCGCCAGGAAUUACUUCGCCUCGCAAAUUGGUCGGCCAAAGGAGCGAGGGUGAGGGACAGAGAACGUUAAGCGAAAGUCAAGCUUUUGUCGCCGACUUCUCUCACUUUUCUCUCAAGAGUGAAUUGCCUGAGAGUACGGUACCGUCUGUAGAAAACACGGUACCACAAUCUCAACAAUUCACCGGUGUGUGCGGAGCAUUUCAUAUUUAUAGGAAACCGAGUCCAAAACGAGACGGCGGUGAGGAAGACAGUAAGAACGAAGCGGAGGACGAAAAGAAAUUAACCUUACAAGAAUUAAGGGAAAAGAAUGCGGAACUACGCUUAGUCUGUGAAGAACUGACACGUGAGCUGGCUAGCGCGCUUCAGGAACGUAUAAAUCUGCGUGCAAAACUCUUGCUCUUGACUUGAUGUGAUUACUAUUCGCUAUCAUUCAUUUGUUCAAAGUUACGAGGUAUUGUGUACCCUCAAAUCAUUGUAAACACAUGUAUUUAAUACGUUAUGCUAGUCUAGAAUUCCUCUUUUUCCUAACGAAGUAUUCAUCCGCAUUCAUAACAAUCAACGUAGACAGACAGAUGCGGCAGGGGACGCGAUUUACAAAAAAAAAACAAAGAAAAAUAUUACAUAGAUAUUUUAUACUUGAGAUUGAAAGAGUGUCUAUGGCAUAAAUUAUGAACAUGUAUAUACAAAGCUGAUUAUGAUCUCUAUAUUGAUAUAUAACAAGUGUUUGCAAAUUUGCUUUUGUCAAGUUUACAAGCUCAUUGUUCACGUUUACAUGUAAAAGUAUUUAAAAAAUUCACUCAGGUUUAAAGCCUACGUUAUUGAAUUCCCCUGUGAUUUAUUGAUUUGUAUAUUAUGCAUGAAACUUCCUUUUUCAUUGCCUCGAAUUUAUAUAUAUAUAUAAAAGCACGCCGCGCAUACAGGUGUAUCUGUCGCGUUGUUAUUCUAUUUCGGUAAAGAUAUUUGAACGUAUGAUUGUGAUUUAUAUGCGCAAAAGUGUGUUAAUUUUAUGAGAAUUAUAUAAGAUAUUUCAUAUUCCUGUUUAUUAACGAAUCUCUCUUCUGAAGAGCUUUGUUUGCCGUAAACAGAAUCGUACCCGUUUUUAAUUGGUUGUGUUGUAAAGACAAAGUAUUUAUCGUUUGCAACAAAAUCGAAUUGUAUUUUCGUAUGGCUUGAAACUUUUACAAGAUGGCGUCAACGGGGAAAUGGAAUAAUCGGGACUGUUAUGACGUUAUAUUUUAUUCCGUGAUAUAACAAGUGUACCUAUAAAAUACCUGUUACAUUUUGAAGAAAGAUAUACAAGAAAAGUGGAAUCUGCAGGAACAGAAUACUUCGAGAAGAAAUUUAUAUAGAUAUAUAAUGCUCAGAAUCAAUUCACGUUGAGUACGUCGAUUUUGGUGUAUCUAUAAUUUUUGAAAGGAUUAUAUAGAUUCCUAUUGUAGAUUUUAAGAAAUAGAAGCUGUAGCGUUCGUGCAAGCUGUUCGAGGCCUGAGAAGAAUAUAGAUCUAUCAAAGCCACAUCUGUGCAACAAAACUGAAUUAAUAUAAUAAUCGACAUUCCUUCCAGCUAAUUUCGCGGAUAUCUCUAAUAAUAGCGAUUACUCUUAACGGACGUAGGAUUGUCUAAUAAAAAAAACUAAUAAAAAAAAUCUGCACAAAAUUUUCAAACUUUUCUUUCUUUGUAAAAUUCGAUCUCCGUGGCUCAGUUCCAUAUAAGUCUCAGCGCUUUAUUUAUGAAUCGCCAUUUCUAUCCAAUCAAAUAUGUAUUGAUUCGUGAUUAACGUUAAGACUUCUUUCUUAUAUUUUCAAACUCUUCUUUCCUACAGAUAGCGAAUAAAUAAAAUUGCCGACCGUUGUUACUAAUAACUCUUUGUGCCAUAACGCGAAAUUUUGAAGUAUAUAUAUAUAUCGUCAUCAGUAAUCGACAGUAUUCUUGUCAAAUAUCACGAGACUACUUAGAGGUAAAAGCUUGAAAAAUCAACGAGUCAUGCGACAAAGAUUUUUUGUAAUUAUAGAUGUAAAAAUUAUACAAAAUUAAUACUUAUAUCAGAAUUAUCUCUGAUUUAUUAUCUACGAGCCUGUAAAGGAGAAAUGUAAUGAUGUAGAAUACAUAUACAGAAGUGUCUGUCGGAUAUGAAUAAAGAAACUACUUUAGUUUCAUAACAA